AUGGUUUGGACGAAAUCCACUUGUGUUCUCUCUUUCACCUUGUUUUUUGCCCACAUAGCAGCUGUAUCAAUUAAGCAUCUCUCUAAAGGAAAUGUACAUGAUGAAGAGUUUCAUGAACAGAAGGAUAUUUCAGAAAUCAACUUAGCUGCGGGCUUGGACCUCUUUCAAGGAGACAUCCUCCUGCGAAACUCCAGAAAUGGCCUGAGAGACCCUAACACCAGGUGGAAGUUCCCCAUUCCUUACAUUCUGGCUGACAAUCUGGGACUGAAUGCCAAAGGAGCCAUUCUUUACGCCUUUGAAAUGUUCCGCCUCAAGUCCUGUGUGGAUUUCAAGCCCUAUGAAGGAGAAAGCUCAUAUAUCAUAUUUCAGAAGUUUGAUGGGUGCUGGUCUGAGGUUGGCGAUCAACAUGUGGGACAGAACCUUUCUGUUGGCCUGGGAUGUGACUAUAAGGCCAUCAUUGAACAUGAGAUCCUCCAUGCUUUGGGACUUUACCAUGAGCAGUCAAGAACUGAUCGAGAUGACUAUGUGAACAUCUGGUGGGAUGAAAUUCUUCCAGGUUUCAAACACAACUUUGACACCUAUGAUGACACUGUCAUCACAGACCUCAACACGCCCUAUGACUAUGAGUCUUUGAUGCACUAUGAGCCUUUCUCAUUUAACAAGAAUGACAGUGCUCCUACCAUCACGGCCAAGAUCCCUGAGUUUAACACCAUCAUUGGGCAGCGUCUGGAUUUCAGUGUCACUGAUUUGGAGAAGCUGAACCGAAUGUACAAUUGCACCACAACUCACACACUUUUGGACCACUGUGCUUUUGAGAAGGCAAACAUCUGUGGGAUGAUUCAGGGUACCAGGGAUGAUGCUGACUGGGUCCAUGAGGACAGCACUCAUUCUGGACAAGUGGAUCACACGUUGGUGGGACGAUGCACGGGAGCCGGCUACUUCAUGCACUUCAGCACCAGCUCGGGGAUGGCAAAAGAGGCAGCCCUGCUGGAGUCUCGGAUUCUCUACCCAAAGAGGAAGCAGCAGUGCCUGCAAUUUUUCUAUAAAAUGACAGGAAGCCCUUCAGAUCAACUGGUCAUCUGGGUCAAGAGGGAUGACGGCACCGGCAAUGUUCGCAAGCUGGUCAAGGUGCAGACCUUCCAAGGAGAUUUGGACCAAAAUUGGAAAAUUGCCCAUGUGAUGCUCAGAGAAGAAAAGAAGUUUCGCUACAUGUUCCAGGGCACAAAAGGUGACCCCCAGAACUCAAAUGGGGGAAUUUACCUGGAUGAUAUCACUCUGACGGAAACCCCAUGCCCCACAGGCGUUUGGACCAUACGGAAUUUCUCCCAGGUCCUUCAGAACAUGGUUCCAGGGAAUAAGCUCCUGAGCCCUCGAUUCUACAAUUCAGAGGGAUAUGGUUUUGGGUUGACCUUAUACCCAAAUGGCAGAUUCAGCUCCAGUAGCUCUGGCUACUUGGGACUUGCUUUUCACCUGUGCAGUGGGGAGAAUGAUGCUAUCCUGGAGUGGCCAGUGGAAAACAGACAGGUGGUAAUGACCAUCCUCGACCAGGAACCUGAUGCCAGGAAUAGAAUGUCCUCAAGCAUGGUGUUCACUACCUCCAAGUCCCAGACAUCUUCAGCAAUAAAUGACUCCGUCAUCUGGGACAGGCCAUCCAUCGUGGGAUCCUAUGAUAAGGACUGUGAUUGUUUUAGAAGCAUUGACUGGGGCUGGAGUAGUGUCAUCUCCCACCAAAUGCUAAGAAGGAAGAGUUUCCUUAAAAAUGACGACCUUAUACUUUUUGUGGACUUUGAAGAUAUCACCUACCUUAACCACACUGAAGUUCCAACUCAAAACACAAGGCUGAUUCCCCAAGGCCUUGUUCUCCAGGACCAGGAGCAGCAGGCCUCAGAAGAAGGUUUGGGAAAGGUCUUGUUAGAGAAAGCGCUCCCCAGCAGCCUGGAUCAGGGGCAGCCCAGCCGACAGAAGCGGUCAGUAGAGAACACAGGCCCUCUGGAAGACCACAACUGGCCACAGUACUUCAGAGAUCCGUGUGACCCGAAUCCUUGCCAAAAUGAAGGCAUCUGUGUGAACGUGAAGGGGAUGGCGAGCUGCAGGUGUGUCUCCAGUCAUGCUUUCUUCUACACGGGGGAGCAUUGUCAGGCCAUGCAAGUGCACGGCAGCAUCCUGGGCCUGCUGAUCGGAGGCACGGCCGGCGUGAUCUUCUUGACCUUCAGCAUCAUCUCCAUCCUUUCUCAAAAGCCAAAGUAG
This is a messenger RNA of Neomonachus schauinslandi (Hawaiian monk seal), 2247 nucleotides long. It is a transcript of the gene MEP1A, whose product is annotated as meprin A subunit alpha. Gene Ontology annotation, cellular component: membrane. NCBI's taxonomy places the organism in Eukaryota, Metazoa, Chordata, Mammalia, Carnivora, Phocidae. The transcript has 14 exons. Gene Ontology annotation, molecular function: metalloendopeptidase activity; protein binding; zinc ion binding. The record is from RefSeq and is a predicted model, not a curated record. Bases 1 to 2247 code for a protein of 748 amino acids. Gene Ontology annotation, biological process: proteolysis.